UGCCAACAUCUCGGAGGGCUGUGGUUCCCCCGUAGCACCGAUCCGCGGCCAUGGCGGUGGUGCAGGGCGGCGUCAGGGGGCUCUUGCAGCGGAGAGGUUUGGGUCAGUUGCCACUCACCAGGUUGGGCUCGAAUUUGCCUCCACUGGAAGGAUCAAAGGAAGGACUCGAGCUCUAUGAACUGAAAGAGCUCAUCGGUCGAGGAUCUUCUGGUCGCGUAUUUCGCGCAGUGCGGAAAGAGGAUAAACUGCAGGUAGCCAUCAAGCUCAUGGGUCCUGAUGUAGACGGCGGUUGUGCCAAGCAUCGCCAAGAGUUUGAGAUCAUGAAGGGUGUGUGCCAUCCCAAUCUGUUGCAAGCGCUGGAUUAUUUCCAGCACCCCUGUGGAUCUGCUUUGGUGUUGUCCUACAUUCCCAGUGUCACCUUGACGGCAGCCGUGAGAUCUACGACUCACAAGCACACAACCUCCACCACAUUCCUGUCAGAAGGCAAGGCAAAAAGUCUUUUUCGAAUGCUUCUUGACGCCUUGAGCUAUCUGCAUCACAGGCGAAUCAUCCAUAGUGAUGUGAAGUCAGACAAUGUGCUGGUGGCAUCAGAUCUUAGCAGUUUACACCUGACGGACUUCGGUUCCUCGCGCACCCUUCGCACAGGGGACAUUCCCGUGACCUCUACCACCAUCAACUUUUCGGCUCCGGAGGUGCUGGCUGGCGAGAUGCCUUCGGAGAAGCAUGAUGUGUGGGGUGCUGGUCUGUGCUUGUACUUCAUGCUACUAGGACGCCUCCCUCGCACGGUGACGGCGUAUCCGGGCUUCGAAGACUUCUGCGACGCGGUUCAAGCGGAGGCGGUGAAAACUUCGGGCGAGGCAUGGCAGGCCGUGUCCGACGAGUGUAAGGCGGUGAUCCGGCACUGCUUGGCACUCGACAAAGCUGACCGACCAGCAGCCAUGGUUAUUCUAGAGAUGAGUUGGCUGCGAUGCCCAGAAGACCGGAGCGGCAGGCGCUUUUCAGCGCCGUCUACAUGUGGAUUGAAGGCGUCUGGAAACGAGACUGGAAAUAUCAGUUCUUCCUCGGGGGAUCGAGCAGGAGCCCUUGGCACAAUUGAAAUUGGACAUCAAGAAAGGAAGCCAGCUGCAGUGUCCAUUGAUGUGGGCAGUUUUAGAGACACCAAACAUGUUAUGGCCAAGCUACUUCCCAUAAGGGAAGGGAUGCAUUUGUCAGAAGGCGAGGCUUGACAGUCUGCAUUUUUCGUCCGGAGGGUUGCUGGCAUUGAAUGUGUUCCAGUGAUUUCCGGCCGUUUAGGUCGUUGACCAAAGUAGAGAGAGAUGGUUGAGACUUACAU
This is a messenger RNA of Cladocopium goreaui, 1333 nucleotides long. The record is from the annotation of a GenBank genome assembly. NCBI's taxonomy places the organism in Eukaryota, Dinophyceae, Suessiales, Symbiodiniaceae.